Molecule: messenger RNA, 2391 nt
Organism: Notechis scutatus (mainland tiger snake)
Lineage: Eukaryota; Metazoa; Chordata; Lepidosauria; Squamata; Elapidae
Source: RefSeq, a predicted model, not a curated record
UGUUAUACUGACCUAAAGCCCCAUAUACAAAAUACUCGUUAUACUCAACUAAUAUAACCAUAUAGGCUGGAGAAAAAUUGAAAUUGUUAGCCAAACACAUCAAGAAGGUAUCAAGUUGGGAAGGCUGACAUUAUAAACUAAAAAGUAUAUUUGUGUAGAACAUUGUAUAUUCAAGAAUGCCCUAAAAGAUAAGUGAAUAUUUUCUUUGGUUUUGAGGGAUUCGUGCAGUCAAAGGCCUCCAUGCAAUGCACGCACACAUGCACACUUAACCAAAGUUCUUUCCUUUGCUCAAAGUGCAAAGGAGGAAGGCUUAAAAGGGCCCCCUUUCCUCUUCCUACCCUUUGCCCACUGUCUUCUAAUAUUUAGCAAUUGUAGCCACUCUCUUUUUUUUUCUGAAGUCCUUCCUAUAAGAUCCAGUGACUGAAGCCCUAACAUUAGGCCAGAGGUUUUCUAUAAUCUUAUGCAUAAAUUUAAUAGGACCUGAAGAGCAAAAGGACCUCUGUGCAUUGUGUAGGAAAAGUCUUACAAGACACGAACUGCCAAUUUCCUUUUCUCUGGCAUGCUGAUCCACUCGGAAGCAGACUGGAACUAACCUUUAGUUCUAACAUUAGCCAGAGCAUCAAAUACCUUGAUUUCUGCAAUGAAAAGAAUCUUUGGCUCCUGGGCUUGAUGGACCAAGAGUGCUAAAUAAAUUAGCAACAUCAAAGGGACGAUCUUUCUGAGGACGACCUCAAGCAUGGCCACAGGGGGGAAAGGCAGCCAGACCAGCAACAGUCUCUAUACUAACCGGCUCAUCCAUGAGAAAUCUCCUUACCUCCUUCAACAUGCCCAUAACCCUGUUGACUGGUAUCCAUGGGGCCAGGAAGCCUUUGAUAAGGCAAAGCGAGAGGACAAGUUAAUAUUUCUGUCAGUUGGCUAUUCGACUUGCCACUGGUGUCAUGUUAUGGAACAAGAAUCCUUUCAGAAUGAAGAAAUUGGUCGGAUUUUGAAUGAGAAUUUUGUGUGCAUCAAGGUGGAUCGUGAAGAGCGUCCAGAUGUUGAUAAAGUUUAUAUGACCUUUGUGCAGGCAACCAGCAGCGGAGGUGGUUGGCCAAUGAGUGUGUGGUUGACUCCUGAUCUCAAACCAUUUGUAGGUGGAACUUAUUUCCCACCUGAGGAUGGAAUUUAUCAGGUUGGCUUUCGGACUGUUCUGCUUCGCAUCCUAGAGCAGUGGAAACGGAACAAAAGUACCCUUUUGGAAAACAGCCAGAAAAUCUUAUCUGCACUGUUAGCUAGGACUGAUGUUGGCGUUCGAGGGGAGGAAGCACCCCCAUCCUUAAAAGAAGUUACAACCCGAUGUUUCCAACAACUAUCAGAGACUUAUGAUGAAGAAUAUGGUGGAUUCUCAGAAUCUCCCAAAUUCCCUACCCCAGUUAAUUUGAAUUUCCUCUUCUCCUAUUGGGCUCUUCAACGGUCAAACACUGAAGGAGCACGAGCGCUCCAGAUGGCGCUGCAUACACUCAAGAUGAUGGCAUAUGGUGGUAUUCAUGAUCAUAUUGCACAGGGGUUUCAUCGCUACUCAACUGACCAACGUUGGCAUGUCCCUCAUUUUGAAAAGAUGCUGUAUGAUCAGGGUCAGCUGGCAGUAGUUUAUGCCAAGGCAUUUCAGAUUUCUGGUGAUGAAUUCUUUGCAGACACGGCAGCAGACAUUCUUCUUUAUGUUUCUCGGGAUCUGAGUGACAAUUCAGGGGGUUUCUACAGUGCAGAGGAUGCUGAUUCAUACGCUACAGUCCAAUCAGAGAAAAAGCAAGAGGGUGCAUUUUGCGUAUGGACAGCUGAAGAGAUUCGGCAGCUCCUGCCAGACCCCAUUGAAGGGAUCCCAGAGAAAAAAAUUGUGGCAGAUGUUUUCAUGCAUCACUAUGGAAUGAAGGAAGAUGGCAAUGUGAACCCAAUGAAGGAUCCUCACAAUGAAUUAAAAAGAAAAAAUGUUCUGAUAAUGCAAUAUUCCCUGGAACUUACAGCUGCCCGAUUUGGACUGGGGCUAGAAGAACUGAAGACAUUGCUGGUUAAAAGUAGGGAGAAACUAUAUAAGGCACGAACUCAGAGGCCACGGCCCCAUCUGGACAGCAAGAUGCUGGCAUCCUGGAAUGGACUGAUGAUCUCUGGCUUUGCUCAGUGUGGAGCCAUCUUAGGCAAGAAAGAAUACAUUGAUCGAGCUGUAUGUGCAGCUUCCUUCUUGCAAAACCACAUGUUUAAUGCCAGCAAUGGAAAGCUGCUAAGAACUUGUUAUCAAGGACAAGGCAACACAGUGACCCACAGUUCAUGUGCUAUCCAAGGAUUCUUCCUUCCUAGAUUUGUUUGCAAUUUCUUUCAUUCUCUGGAGGACUAAACCACCUCAAUAUAUUUUCAUAA